Messenger RNA from Mitosporidium daphniae, 3150 nucleotides. RefSeq names its product ubiquitin-activating enzyme E1. Gene Ontology annotation, cellular component: SUMO activating enzyme complex; cytoplasm. The coding region runs from base 1 to 3150 and encodes 1049 amino acids. NCBI's taxonomy places the organism in Eukaryota, Fungi, Microsporidia. The transcript is spliced from 9 exons. Gene Ontology annotation, molecular function: SUMO activating enzyme activity. The record is from RefSeq and is a predicted model, not a curated record. Gene Ontology annotation, biological process: protein sumoylation.
AUGCCCCAACAGGCCACAACCAGAAAACAUGAGAUUGACGAGUCGUUGUAUUCACGCCAAUUGUACGUCCUCGGCCAUGAUGCGAUGAAACGCAUGCUUUCUUCUUCUGUUCUUUUACUCGGUAUGGGUGGUCUUGGCGUGGAAAUCGCCAAGAAUCUCGUCCUUGCAGGCGUCCAUUCGCUAGUCAUCUAUGACGAGACAUUGGUAACCAUCCAAGACUUUGGCUCACAAUACUACCUCACAGAGAAGGACAUCGGAUCGCGGCGUGAUGAGGCGUCUUUGGAGCACCUCCGUUCGCUCAACAUGAACGUUUCUGUCACGGUUGGCUUAAACCCCGCCAAAAUGCAAGCAUCAUCAGCGGACUUUUCAAUGUCAUCCACCUUGAAAAAAGGGCCUUGCUACUUUGUUGACAAUUCGUUGCUACAGAGUGCAGAUGUUGUGAUCUUGAGCGAGCUUAUCGACUAUGAAGACGAAGUCGUUGCUUUGGAUGAGCAAUGCGCUGCGAUGAACGUUCAUUUUAUUGCCGCAUGCGCACGUGGGCUCUUUGGGUUCGUUUUUUGCGAUUUCCUGGAAAAUUUCACCGUUCUGGACACGAAUGGGGAGCCGCCACUCAGCGGCCUCUAUGAUCAUCUAUCGCAGCUUGAAAAUGCAGAGGUCAUUGUGACAUCUCAUGAAGACUCUCGCCAUCAACUGGAGGCUGGCGAUUCCGUCAAACUAGUGCCAUCAAAGUCCAACACUACGUUUGGCCCUUUCUUUGUCAAGAAAAUCAUUGAUGCCUUUUCAUUUACAAUUGACAUUGGCUCAAACCGCAUGCCAGAAGGCGUGCUUUCAGGGGAAUUUGUGCAGACCAAAGUUCCAAAGCGGAUUGAUUUCAAAAGAGCCAGUGCCAUCUUUUCGGAGGGCGCCCAUGUUCCAUUCAUUUGCUCGGACUUUGCCAAGGAUGACCGGUCACUUCCCAUUCUUAUUGCGUUCAUUGCAAUCGGGGGCUUUUGGAAAAAAUACGAGCGUUUACCGAUUCCGCAAUCCAUAGAGGAUGCGAAUAGAUUUAUCGAGAUUUGUGUGCAAAAGUCCGUUCUGUUUAACGUGGAUCGAUCUAAAAACGAACACUUGUGGCGGCAAUUUGCGUUUGGCGUGACAGGCUCUAUCCCGGCCAUAUGCUCCGUCAUUGGAGGGCUGGUGGCUCAAGAGGCGCUAAAGGUUCCAUUCUUCCCCCCUCUGAUCAUUAGUCUAUCACAGUACUUUUGCUUUGAUGCCGCGGAAUGCCUCCCAAAUUCUGCAGGGCCGCUUGCUCCUACACCCGAAAACACGGCUCCAAUCAAUAGCCGCUAUGACAUGCAAUAUGCUGUUUUUGGGAAGAAGUUUGUUGAUGUUGUCCAACAGCAGGGGGUUUUUCUGGUGGGCGCUGGCGCAAUCGGUUGUGAGCUAUUGAAAAUAUGGGCAAUGAUGGGGGUUGGUCUUCGUGGUUCCUCCUCCAUCGUCGUCACGGACAUGGACUUGAUUGAGCGGAGCAAUUUAAAUCGACAGCUCCUCUUUCGAUCUACCGAUAUUCAGAUGCCAAAGAGCGUCACGGCCGCUGCCGCCGUUGAGCGGAUGAACUCGGAUUAUACGAAAAAGCCGAUUGUCGCACUUCAAGAACGAGUUUCGCCCGAAUCAGAACAUAUUUUCGGAAGGAAUUUUUUUUCUGGUAUCGACAUCGUUGUCAACGCUUUGGAUAAUGUCGAUGCAAGGCGUUACGUAGAUCGUAGAUGUGUUUUCUUUGAGAAACCGCUACUGGAGAGCGGCACAUUGGGUACAAAGUGCAACACCCAGGUUGUGUUGCCCCGUGUCACAGAAUCAUACUCGUCCUCGCAGGAUCCUCCAGAAAAAUCGAUUCCCGUGUGCACACUGAAAAACUUUCCAAGCAACCCGGAGCAUACGAUCCAAUGGGCACUUGAUCUUUUCCAAGGCCUUUUCAAGAACGGCCCUGAAGUUGUGGGCCAAUACUUGGAGUCUGGUUCGUUGGGCGAGUUUAGGGACCGAUUUUCAUCCAACUCCCCAGACUCCAUUGUCAUUUUGAAGGAGACGCUUUUGGAUGAGUUUCCAAAAGAUUUCGAAUCGUGCCUCAUAUGGGCAAUGAAGCUAUUUGUUGGCUCUUUUCGAAAUCCCAUUUCACAGCUUCUGUUCAAUUUCCCUCCAGAUACAAAAACAAGCACGGGAGCCGAUUUUUGGUCGGGCCCCAAACGGUGCCCCACGCCCAUUGAGCUGGACCUCUCGAUCCCGCUGCAUCAAGAGUUUAUUUUUUCGGCUGCAAGACUUCGAGCCGAUGCGUACUCGAUUGAAAUCCCAUCGGCCCCGAUCAAGUUGGAAGACAUUCUCUGCAAGGCAAAAAUCGAAAAAUUUGUACCCAAAGAUGGAAUGAAAAUUGCAACGACCGAUCGAGAAGCUGAACAGGAAGGAGCUAAAGAGGUUUCGCUUGAUCUUUUUUCGCUACUGCCCGAGCCAAACAAGGUGGCAACAUGCCACCCAAAGCCACUUUCCUUUGAAAAGGACGACGAUGCUAACUUUCACAUUUCUUUUAUAACUGCCGCUGCAAAUUUGCGCUCGAUGAAUUAUGGCAUUCCGGUCAGUGAUCGACACACUGUCAAAGGCAUUGCUGGGAAAAUAAUUCCCGCAAUUGCGACGACAACUGCGUUUGUAGCUGGACUGGUGUCCCUCGAAUUUUACAAGGUUGUUCAGUUCCUUUUCAACAAAGCAGAAAUUCCAGUGGAGAGCUUUAAGAACGCGUUUUGCAAUUUGGCGCUUCCAUUCUUUGCCUUUUCGGAGCCAAUACAGGCAGCGUUGUUAACAAAAGGACGGCCAUGGACACUAUGGGAUAGGAUUAUAAUGGAUUCCACCAAAACCCUUGCAGACCUUAUCAAAUACUUUCAGGAGAACGAGCAGCUGGAUAUUUCCAUGGUUUCUUGUGGAACAUCGAUGCUUUACUCGCCUUUUAUGAUAAGAUCAAAGGAUGAAGAACGAAAACGAAUGGCAUUGACCCUUCCCGCACUGAUCGAGCAUGUAACUGGAUCGACGAGCUCCAUUGGCGAUGAAUUUGUUUUGGAAGUACUCGCUAGCGACGCUGAGGGAGAUGACGUUGAUGUUCCAUUUCUCAUCGUCACUCCAUUUCAAUAA